Molecule: messenger RNA, 2373 nt
Organism: Linum trigynum
Lineage: Eukaryota; Viridiplantae; Streptophyta; Magnoliopsida; Malpighiales; Linaceae
Source: the annotation of a GenBank genome assembly
UCGAUUUAUGCAAUUUGUUGGAGUGAAGUUGUAAUCUCAUCGCUCUUAUUGUGAUCGGGUGUUGGUGGCGGUUUAUUUUUAUUCCAGUAGACCGUAACAAUAAGUGGUCGACCUCUUUGCUAAGGUAUGUCUCGUAUUGGCUUGUUAAUGGUUGUAUGUGGUUAAAUUUUUCCCACCAUCCGGUCGACCACCUCCACCAUCCGGUCGACCGUACUUUUGUAAUUAUGUGAUUAGGUCGACCUUUCAGUAAAUUCAGGUCGACCGCAUGUUUGUUAUUUAGUAAUAAGGUCGACCGUACAGUUCAUUCAGGUCGACCUGACGAGAGCUAAUUGUGUAUGUUUUUGACAUUAAGUUCGUAUUCCGAUCGUUGCAGGAUGGAUAACAGAGAUGAUACAGAUGAUAGAGAUGAUGAUGAGGUUAACUUCGAUGAGGAACCUAAGGAUGCUCGAGAAGGAGCUAUGGAUAAUUCAGAUGAUAUAGAUAAUACAGAUGAUGAAGUGGUUGGGGAUGAUAAUGAAACCGAGGGUGCUGAAGAAGAAUUUAUGGAUGAUGAAGAAGCUACUGAAUAUGAACAACAAAUUCCUUCCAUGGAGUUCCAAACAUUAGAAGAUGCAGAGAAUCUCAAGGCAGGAGUUCUAUACUGUUUCAUCUCUGAAAAAGAUGGGCUUUGAGCUGCGUAAUGGUGAGUAUGUCAGAGUAAACAAUGCUCAUGGUGGUGAUGAUGAUGAUGAUGAGGAUGAUGAUGGUGAUGAAGGAGCUCGAGACGAGCCAAUGGCGGAGGCACAGAGUUCAACUCCACCGAUCACCUUACAGCGUGCGUGGGAGCGCAUGGAUGGCAUGUACGAGUACAUGGGCCAGAUGUCCACCCAGAUGACUGGCAUGCACGACUACAUGGGGCAAAUGACCGCCCAGAUGAGCACAAUGCAGGUGACCGUGAAUGAGAUGCGAGAUGAGUGACGAUCUUUCAGCGGAAGAUACAUGCAUCCCACCACAUCCGACCACCAUCAUGCUAGCACCACCAAUGAAGAAAAUGUGGAUGAGAGAGGGGGGAGAUGAGUAGGAGAGAGGAGAUUUUAUAUUGUGUGUUUUAGUGGUCAAAACGAUUGUUGAUUGUUAUUCUGUUGUUUUUUUAGUUUUAUUUUUAUGUGUGAACAAUUAUGAUUUCUGUUUUAUUUUUAGUUGUUAUGCUAUGAAUUGAUGAGUCCUUGUUAUAAUUAUUUAUGACUAAUUAUGAUGGUUUGAAACAUAAUUUAUACGAUUAAAAGAACCACACAAAUCGACAUCCAUAAGCAAAAAAGACACGGGGCAUAGGUUGACUUUCUUGUAUUCGGUCGACCUCGUACCGGAUUAGGUCGACCGCGAAACCAACACUUGAUCUUCAUUUUACGUCAAAUGAUUGGACACUUUGAUAGAACACUUAUCUUCUAUCUGGUUGACCUCUUUCCUUAUCCAGUCGACCAUUUUGUUAAUGACUGCCAUCAGGUGGUCGACCUAUAUACCUUAGGUGGUCGACCAUGUUGUUUCUGACGCCAACGAAAUGGCCGACCCAGGUUUUAUUCUGGCCGACCAAAAAUAACAACUUAAACUAAGUGCGGUCGACCAAGUGGUCGUUGAGGUCGACCGCAAUGCUUUCUCGUGCUGCCCAAAUUAGUCAAUUCGGUCGACCACCUUCAGGAAUAGAUCGACCGAAAAGUGCAUGUCACCGUGACAUGUAUGUCAUAGUAGGCAUACCCAAAUAGUUAACAUAAGUUUUGGAGUUGAUUAUGAAUUGGGAGAGUUUGAUUUCAAGAUUACUAGCAACCUUCUUUCUUCUCCCCUCCCCGUGUUGAGGCAUUCCAUCCAUUCAUUUAAGUCUAUAUUUGAAGCUUGCAGUGAUUUAGUUAUACAAAAUUUGGUGUGAGUUAAAUCAUUGUCCAUUGUUAACAUAAAAAAAACACCCACAAAUGUAUGAAUUAUACUUUGAAGAUUUCACUUAUAUGGGAACCGUAACAACCUGCUCAAUGGUGGUCACAAUACUAGUUACGUUUUUAUACAUAAUAUUAUGACAAUUCAAAUGUAAUUUUUUGCCACAUAAGCACUUGGAGAACUCACAAGUUGCCAAGGUGGACAAUUCUCUUACAAACAAAAAAAUAAUUAUUGAUAUAUUUAUGAAGUUAUAUCUCUCUUCAUUGAAUAUUUCCUUUUCUUUUAUCCAAUAAUUUUUUUUGUGCUUUUGAAUUAUACCAAUGUACAAUGUAGUAGACUAAUGUUUGAAGAGUGACAUAUAUGAUAUAUCACAUUUGUUUAAACCCAAAAAUAUAUUGUUAGAUCUUACUAAGUAAGUUUUAUACUUUUUUUUUACCUAAAAAUUAAUAAUAAGGUACAUUUUUAUGA